AUCAUAAUCAGCAAAUCAUAGAAGAAUUUUCAAAUGGCUGUGAAAGGCUGCAUAUGGCUGUUUGAACAAGAGCAGGCAUUAGGCUUCAGCAGUGUCUCAACAAACAUUCGGAUGACAGUUAUCAAACUAAAAUCGGGAGGAUUAUGGGUCCAUGCUCCCAUUGCUCCUACAAAAGAGUGCAUCCAGCUUUUGAAGGAACUGGGGGCCCCAGUAGAAUACAUUGUCCUGCCCACAUUUGCUUAUGAGCAUAAAAUUUUUGUUGGUCCAUUUUCUAGGAAGUUUCCUCAGGCUCAGGUGUGGGUGGCACCAAGGCAGUGGAGUUGGCCCUUGAAUUUGCCGCUUGAGUUUUUUGGAAUUUUUCGUUCUAAAACCUUGAAAGAUGGAGACUUAUCAACCCCAUGGGCUGAUGAGAUUGAACAAAAAGUUUUAAGCUCGCCAGAAGUUGGAAUUGGACCAUAUGUUGAGGUUGCUUUCUAUCACAAGCGUUCAAGAACCCUUCUGGUUACAGAUGCUGUGAUUUUUGUCCCAAGAAAACCACCAGAAUGUAUUAGCAAAGAGUCCCUUUUGGCAUCAGCAAAAAAUGGGUUGGCAGUGAAAAUCCUUAGUAAAGGAAAAGAAGUCCCAGACGAACCAGUUGUUGACAACAACAUGAACCGUCAAAAAGGUUAGUUCUCCAAUCAAUUCCAUUCCAGGGCUGAUAAUUUUUUGUUUGAAAGAAUUAAGAACUGGUGCUGUACAAGUAAUUCUCGGUGCAGGGUGGGAGAGAAUGGUUCUACAGAUACUGUUCCUUGGUCCAUCAAAUCUGUUGGAACCUAAUGCUAGUUUUGCUCAGAUGUCCCAAAAGCUGAUUGUUUCUCCUAUUGUAAAAACAUUGGUCUUCAGCAAAGUUCCUGAGAAGGUGAAAAAUAUUUGGUCGUAACUUUUCUUAUGUGGCUCUUUUACUUUUGUGGCAGCUCAAUAAAGUGGUUCAUUGAUUGAUUGAAUCUGAAAACAACUGAAUGCCUUUGUCUGCUUGAUGUCAUUUAAUUCUGGCAGUAACUGCAAGACUGAUUCAAAGAGGCAUGUGUAAUGGAGAUUUGCUGUGUACACAGUUACAAGAAACUGUCUGAUUUGGAUGAAAGUCUAACCGUGCAUCUUCUGUUCUUCUCAAAAUAACAGGUUCGGGAUUGGAUUGGUGACAUUGCAAGAGACUGGAAAUUCAGGAGGAUAAUCCCAGCUCAUUUUGCAGCUCCAAUCAACGCGGGAAGAUCAGAAUUUUUAGCUGCAUUUGCAUUUCUUGAUGACCACUUGGGUGAGCGUUAUGUUACCCGGCCUUCACUCUCCCUUCUCUUCACAUCACUCAUGGGAAAGGCAGCCAGCUACUUCCCACCUGAUGACAUGAGGACCUUAUCAUCCCUUGAUGAAUUCCUAGUCUCGGUUGGAGUUGUGAAGAAAACAGUCUCUGGCCGGAAACGAUAAAUAUUGCUCAUGGAUUUUACUUUCACUACUCACUUAGGAUACAGCAGAGCGUUCAACCUUAUGAUCUAUUUAUCUUUUCAAAGGGAAAUAUAUGGCUUGGAUAAUCCCUUCUCUUUCUAUAAUAGAAAAGUCUUUUACAGUCGGGGCUGUGAAAUGAAAUGUGAAAAAAUAUACAUUUAAAGUAAGU
Rubroshorea leprosula is the source of this 1645-nucleotide messenger RNA. The record is from the annotation of a GenBank genome assembly. NCBI's taxonomy places the organism in Eukaryota, Viridiplantae, Streptophyta, Magnoliopsida, Malvales, Dipterocarpaceae.